AUGCCUAGAUACAAAUUUGAGCAUCAAAAGCAUUACCACGUCUAUUCUCGACGGGUUUUGCGUACAACCGCUGACCAUACCCGUAAACAACGACAAAAAAACUACGUUACCACCAUACCGUCGAUGACGAGGUCCGGUAAAUGGUCAUAUUUCUGUUCCUGGGAGUCGGACAAUUCGAGUACGCAAUCACUUGAAAUCGCGUGGAGAGCGGAUAAUAAGAAUAGCUCUGUGAUAUCCAGGGAACUAGACCAGUACAACAACUAUAGACACACCUGGAUUCCUGGGCUGACACACCCUAGCACGGCAGUAGCAGAGGAUGGAACCCCAUCAAUCCCCACCAUGUCGUACAUGGUACAAAACUGUGCAGACACAGGGCCACCUCAAGAUCCGUACCUGGUCGAGUGGACGGGGAAUGUAUGUUUAGACUUUGAAAAUGUAAAGCUGACAACAAGCACUGGGCGCAAGUUAGUAUACACUGGGGUUAUAUGUCUUGCAGUUGUUGCAGUGACAUGUUUGUCCUCGGUUUAUUCCAUGGCCAUGCCGGCCAUCACUCGCGAGUUUCUGGGAGACGACGGACAACAACCUCCUGCCGUAGUAACACUAGGGCUGACGCUGUAUCUUUUGGGAAUGGCGGUUGGGCCAUUAAUAUUUGCACCGAUGUCCGAAGUUUACGGUCGCAGAGCCAUGUAUGCAGUAUCAUUUUUCUUUGCACUAGGGUACAAUUUUGGAUGCGCGUUUUCCGAGACUUUGGGCGGGCUUCUUACAUGCCGGUUCUUGACAGGUUUAUUUGCAUCAGGGUUUUUGGGCAUUGCCGCUGGAACUAUUGCAGACUUGUAUGCAAGUGUAAGCGAAAUGCAACUUGCUAGCAUGUUAUUUACAAGUGCACCGGUGGUAGGUCCUGCAAUCGGUCCCAUGUUUGCAGGGUCAUUGGUGCACGAAAACGGAGGCAGCAACUGGCGAUGGUGUUUCCACGUCAUGUCGAUGGUUCUAACUGCAGUGUACUUGCUUGUUGUUCUAGUUGUACCUGAAACAUGUGAGGCCAUUUUGCUUGAGCACAAAGCGGCGCAGGUUCGUCGAGUGACUGAAAACAAUGAAUACUAUACCGCUCGAAGCCGGGCAAUUUUGCAUCGACACAAGGGGCUUGCUGAGCAACUUCCUGGACACAUGCGAUGGUUUGUGCCCAUGCUGGACUUGGCCAUGCAGGUGUGUAAAAGUGCGCAGACCCCCGUGCGUAUGCUAGUGCACGAGCCCAUGCUGGCGCUACUAUGCGGGUACUCUGGACUACUGCUAGCUGUAAUGUACAUGUUUUUUGUUUCAUACCCACGAGUGUUUGCACAGACGUAUGGGUUCAAUUUGCGUCAGGUCGGGCUGGCAUUUAAUGGGUUGUUAUGUGGGGCAUUGGCAGCUAUGCCAACUGUAUGGAUAAACCGGUGGUGGGUUAGAAAGCAAUAG
Messenger RNA from Magnusiomyces paraingens, 1452 nucleotides. RefSeq lists its product as uncharacterized. The coding region runs from base 1 to 1452 and encodes 483 amino acids. Gene Ontology annotation, biological process: transmembrane transport. The transcript has a single exon. NCBI's taxonomy places the organism in Eukaryota, Fungi, Ascomycota, Dipodascomycetes, Dipodascales, Dipodascaceae. Gene Ontology annotation, molecular function: transmembrane transporter activity. The record is from RefSeq and is a predicted model, not a curated record.